Messenger RNA from Thrips palmi, 1589 nucleotides. RefSeq lists its product as uncharacterized. Bases 405 to 1382 code for a protein of 325 amino acids. Lineage: Eukaryota; Metazoa; Arthropoda; Insecta; Thysanoptera; Thripidae. The record is from RefSeq and is a predicted model, not a curated record. Gene Ontology annotation, molecular function: protein binding. The transcript is spliced from 7 exons.
CGCCAAGCAUGCACUUAUCACAGCAUACAUGACAUGUACGAGCUAACUGAAGCAGACAACUCCCUGCCUCUUACGCACUAGAUGUAGUAAGCGGAUACGUGUCCUAUCGCCAAACUAACUUAACGGAACGCUUCAUACGCGCGGAAGACAGAGUCAGAUUCUUUGAGAGACUUAGGACUUAACAGGACCUCAAAGUCACUUUGCGGCUGAAAGGGGCCGUACCUAAACCCCAAUUCAGCCGGCGGACCACUUGGAGCGGAACGCUGGUUUGACGUACUGUGUCAAAGUGCAGUCAACUUGCGCCUACUUCCGGUCUGAAAUCGACGAAAUUUUCAGCUGUCAUCCAAUUGUCGUUCCUGUCGUCACGGUCUACCCAGUCCAGUCAGACUUCGUGAGUCUUAGCCAUGGAUCCGAGGGAGCCCCCGAGGAAGCGGAGAGCGGAACGACGCGCCACGGGGAAUGCAGUGAGUGACGGCGAACAGGCGAUGGACUGCUGGUCGGCGCUGCCGUCCGUCGCCCUGGGGCAGGUCUUCGGCCACCUCGGCAUGAUGGACGUGGUGUCGGCGGGGCAGACCUGCCGGUCGUGGCGGGCCACGGCCAAGCAGCCCGCCGUGUGGAAGGGCCGAGCCCUCCUCUACUCCUGGGUCUACGAGGAUCUCGUCAGCAUGGACUUGCCUCGGUCCUACAGCCUCCGGCAUCGCAACGCGAGGGAGUUCGUCCGCAUCGUGCGCUUCGCGCCGCGCCUCCGCUGGCUCAAGACGGCGGAUGUCAUGCUGCCCGUAGCCCGCAAGGCCCUCACCCACUCUAAACUCAAGGUCUUUGGCCUUGGACUGAACGGACGAUUGGCUUGGUCUGCCAAGCUCCUGGCCCAGAAGCAGGAUGGCCUCGAGCAAGUCACUCUCCGAAACCCCGACGUUGCCUGUCUGCUCGCUGCUCUGCGGUGCCGCGACAUGCUCAGUCUGUAUUUGGAGUUCAGCCGGGACGAGAAAUACUCCUGUCCAGUGCUGUUGCCGAGUGUGGCAGUCCAGCGUGAGAAGCCGCUAAAGGCACUUAUUACCGACGGAGGCGAAUUUCCCGAGGCGGUGAGCAUGCUGGUGGAGCGCUUCGCCGACACGCUGGAGCAGUUGCACGUGUCCUGCCUGCCGAGCAGCGCCGCGCUCUCCCGCUGCACGCGGCUGCGCACGUUGGGGGUGAACCCGGACCCGGGAUCGGCUCAGGACCGCAGCGAGCUCCUCGCCGCCCUCCGCGGGAAGAGGCUGCGGUUCAUUGGCUUCAAAGGCGUAAACGAGUGGGUUCAACACAGCAAGGAGGACUGCCUUGCGUUUCGUGAGGAGCUGAAGCAAUUUGUCUGGGAAGGCGUGUAUUGCAAACAGUGUGCCUAGACACUGUUCGUUUACGCGAACACAUCGUGUUCAAGAAUCGGGUCAUUUUGACUUUAUGUUUUCUUAGUCAUGUUUUCUUAGAACAUGACAGCAUUCCCUUUCCUAUCCUUAAAUUUUAUAAAUUGCUCUUGUUUCUUUUUAUUUUGCCAAUUUUGUGUGACUCAUAAGACACAGAAAAUAAAUGACCACGUGGUUUACUUGAUACUC